Molecule: messenger RNA, 3933 nt
Organism: Salvelinus namaycush (lake trout)
Lineage: Eukaryota; Metazoa; Chordata; Actinopteri; Salmoniformes; Salmonidae
Gene: map3k15
Product: mitogen-activated protein kinase kinase kinase 15
Exons: 28
Coding region: 1-3933 (1310 amino acids)
Biological process (GO): MAPK cascade; protein phosphorylation; cellular response to stress
Molecular function (GO): MAP kinase kinase kinase activity; ATP binding
Source: RefSeq, a predicted model, not a curated record
AUGGACACGGCUGGUCAGAGUGCGCCGGCGACCGAAGCAGGGGGAGAGGGUCGAGGAGGAGGGGGGGAGAGUCGCGAGGGGGUGUUUGUCGGGUCUGUGGACCGGGAGAAUGUGUCCAGCCCAAGCCCCUCCACCAAGCAGCGCUCCCUGAGGGCAGUCUAUGUGCUGAACGAUGGGCUGAAGGCAGUGCUGGCGACCAGCCCCGAGUCGGGGGCGCUCCAGUGUCUGCAGAGAGCCUGUGAUGCAGAGAGCGCUCUGCUGACCACCGUCACCUUCGGACGGCUGGACUUUGGAGAGACCUCGGUGCUGGACACCUUCUACGAUGCAGACAUAGCCGUAGUUGAUAUGAGUGACGUGUUCCGUCAGCCGUCGUUGUUUUACCAUCUGGGUGUCAGAGAGAGCUUCGACAUGGCCAACAAUGUCAUCCUGUACCAUGACACUGACCCCGACACCGCUCUGUCACUGAAGGACAUGGUGGCACAGAAAAACACUGCGUCCAGUGGUAACUACUACUUCAUCCCCUAUGUGCUGACUCCUAACCAUGAGUAUAUGUGUUGUGAGAGCGAUGCCCAGAGGAGGGCCAGUGAAUACAUGCAGCCCAGCUGGGACAGCCUGCUGAGUCCUCUCUGUCUGCCACUCACCGACCGGUUCACCUCACUGCUCAAGGACAUCCACGUCACCUCCUGUGCCUCAUUUAAGGACACUCUGCUGAAUGACAUCAGGAAGGCCCGUGAUAAGUACCAGGGGGAGGAGCUAGCCAAGGAGCUGUCUCGUAUCAAACUCCGCAUCGACAACACAGAGGUCCUAACACAGGACAUCGUCAUGAACCUGCUGUUCUCAUACAGAGACAUACAGGACUAUGAUGCCAUGGUGAAACUGGUGCAGACUCUGGAGAUGCUGCCUACCUGUGACCUGGCCACACAGCCCAUGAUACAGUUCCACUACGCUUUCGCUCUCAACAGGAGGAACAGCCCGGGGGACAGAGAGCAGGCUCUAGGUGUGAUGUUACAGGUGUUACGGUCAUGUGACCACCCGGCUCCAGACAUGUUCUGCCUGUGUGGACGGAUCUACAAGGACAUCUUUCUGGAUUCUGACUGUAAAGACACCAAGAACAGAGACAACGCCAUCCAGUGGUACAGGAAAGGUUUUGAGCUCCAGCCAACUCUCUACUCUGGUAUCAAUCUGGCUAUUCUGCUCAUUGUUGCUGGACAACAGUUUGAGAGUUCCAUCGAGCUGAGGAAGAUAGGUGUAAGGUUAAACAGUCUCCUGGGUCGUAAGGGCUCGUUAGAGAAGAUGAAUAACUACUGGGAUGUCGGUCAGUUCUUCACCGUUAGCAUGUUGGCUAACGACAUCCCUAAAGCUACGCAGGCCGCAGAGAAACUCUUCAAACUCAAACCACCCAUCUGGUACUUGCGGUCCGUGGUUCAGAACCUGCAGUUGAUCCAGAGAUUUAAGAAGACAACAGUAGAACACUCUCCCCAGAGAGAGAGGCUCAACUUCUGGAUGGACAUAAUCGUAGAGGCCACUAGAGGAAAAAGCAACGGACUGCGCUUCCCGGUGUUGAUCCUAGAGCCUACUAAGGUCUACCAGCCCUCAUAUGUUUCCAUCAACAGCGAGGCGGAGGAGAAGAACGUCUCCAUCUGGCACGUCUCCCCUGCUGAAACGAAAGGGAUCCAUGAGUGGAACUUCACUGCAACAUCCAUCAAAGGAAUCAGUAUCUCUAAGUUUGAUGAGCGCUGUUGUUUCCUGUAUGUUCACGACAACUCAGAUGACUUCCAGAUCUACUUCUCUACUGAAGACCAGUGUGGCCGGUUCUGUUCCAUGGUGAAGGAGAUGAUUUCUGAUGGAACAGGAAAUGCAGUGGAGCUGGAGGGAGAUGGAGACGGAGACACACUGGAGUACGAGUAUGACAUUAACGAGAAGGCGGACCGUGUGGUGCUGGGCCGGGGGACCUAUGGAGUGGUGUACGCUGGGAGAGACAUGAGCAACCAGGUCCGCAUCGCCAUUAAAGAGAUACCAGAGAGAGAUAGCAGGUACUCCCAACCCCUUCAUGAGGAGAUAGCGCUGCAUAAGUACCUGAAGCACAGGAACAUUGUUCAGUACCUGGGCUCAGUCUCAGAGGACGGAUACAUCAAGAUCUUCAUGGAGCAAGUCCCUGGAGGCAGUCUGUCAGCGUUGCUGCGGUCAAAGUGGGGUCCGUUGAAGGAGGCAACCAUCAUCUUCUACACACGACAGAUCCUGGAGGGACUCCGUUAUCUCCACGAGAACCAGAUAGUACACCGUGACAUCAAGGGGGAUAAUGUAUUAGUUAAUACCUACAGUGGAGUUCUGAAGAUAUCAGACUUUGGGACGUCCAAAAGGCUUGCGGGGGUCAACCCCUGCACCGAGACCUUCACUGGCACCCUGCAGUACAUGGCUCCAGAGAUCAUAGACAAGGGUCCUCGGGGUUACGGGGCUCCAGCUGACAUCUGGUCUCUGGGCUGCACCAUCAUAGAGAUGGCUACUGGGAAACCCCCCUUCCACGAGCUGGGAGAGCCUCAGGCUGCUAUGUUUAAGGUGGGGAUGUUUAAGAUCCACCCAGAGAUCCCAGAGUCGUUGUCGUUGGAGGCCAAGUCGUUUAUCCUGCGUUGUUUUGAGCCUGACCCUAAUAAGAGGGCUACCGCCUCAGACCUGCUCAAAGAUAUCUUCGUACGACACAAUGUCAAGGGAAAGAAGAGCAAGAUCGCCUUCAAGCCAUCAGACUACAUCCGCAGUGUGUCGCUGCCAGUGCAGUUACAGUGUGAGGCCACCGGGAGCAGCAGCAGCGAGCCUGGCUCAGUGAGUCCAGACUGCGACUCCAAACAGGAUGUCUUCUUUCAGAAGAACAAACGAUCAGGGUCAGAGAACCUGCUCAAACCACCUAGCAACAACUACCUAAGUGUACCGGAUGAGGGGUCAGUGUCAGAGGACCGUAGCUCUCCUGCGUCUCUAGAAGACAGAGAUGGAGGGCUCUUCCUGCUGAAGAAGGACAGCGAGAGGAGAGCCAUCCUCUACAAGGUCCUAAACGAGGACCAGGACAAAGUAAUCUCCAACCUCCUGGAGAACCACAUACAGGGCAGUGAGGAGUUGCAGCUCUCCGUGGACCACAUUAAACAGAUCAUCUGUAUCCUGAGAGAUUUCAUCCACUCCCCGGAGCGACGCGUCAUGGCAACAACCAUCUCCAAACUCAAACUGGACCUAGACUUCGACUCCACAUCCAUCAACCAGAUACAACUGGUUCUUUUCGGCUUCCAGGAUUCAGUGAACAAGGUCCUGAGGAACCAUCAUAUUAAACCUCACUGGAUGUUUGCUAUGGACAACAUCAUCAGACGAGCAGUACAGGCUGCAGUCACCAUCCUCAUACCAGAGCUCCAGACCCACUUCGGCCCGGCCUCAGAGAGCGAGGGACCAGAUAAGGAGGAGGAGGAAGAGGAGGAGGAGGCAGAGUUUGGCCCUGUAUUGGUCACGCCUCCAGACGACCCUGCUGUGACCCCCGAACCCGUGGUGACCUCAGCAGUCAGUACGCUCAGCUCCGCCCUCUCCUCCCCGCCUCCGCCUCAGCGCUCACAGCCUCUUGGAGCCCAGUUGGGCCGGCUCAAACAGGAGACCAACCGGUUGUUGGAGGAACUGCUGCACAGGGAGAGAGAGUACCAGCAGGUCCUGAAGACAACACUACAGCAAAGACAACAUGACCUAGAGCUGGUCAGGGUCAGAUACAGACCCCUAGACGUUCCUCCUCCCUCUAUCUUCCAAGUCCCAGUUGACCACGAGCCUGAUAAGCAGCUCACUGAUUGGCUGAAAGACCAGAGUGCGGAUGCAGACACCAUAGACAAGUUUGUAAUGGAGGAGUACACGCUGAGCGAUGUCCUUAAUGAUGUCACUAAGGAGGACCUGCGCUACCUACGCCUACGGUAA